This is a messenger RNA of Haliotis rubra (blacklip abalone), 1180 nucleotides long. Its product is annotated as multivesicular body subunit 12B-like. Gene Ontology annotation, cellular component: late endosome; ESCRT I complex. Gene Ontology annotation, biological process: virus maturation; regulation of epidermal growth factor receptor signaling pathway; viral budding. The record is from RefSeq and is a predicted model, not a curated record. The transcript is spliced from 10 exons. NCBI's taxonomy places the organism in Eukaryota, Metazoa, Mollusca, Gastropoda, Lepetellida, Haliotidae. The coding region runs from base 127 to 927 and encodes 266 amino acids.
CGUCCUACGAUCUUUAUUUAGAAGCGUAUUGAGCAAGGACUUUUUCCAAACACGAAUGAACAUUUCACAGCUGUUACUCGAUUGAUUAUCGUUGAUUUUUCAAUAGGUCAGAGUGAGCCUGCUUCAAUGGCUAAUGAUCUUCCCAUCGUGUCAGUCUGCAUCGUCACUGACAUUGCCAAAUGUCCAGGGAAUCAUACUGUGAUUGAGAAAACCUUCAAUGGGGCGGAGGAGGCGGACUUGUGGAAGGACGGAAUAUUUGGUCGGCGAGUCACCAGAUACUUGUGUGUAGAGAAGACAGUCCCUGCAGAGAAUCAAGAUGUGUUAGUUGACGUUGUGAUAAUAAAUGAGAAGGAUCCAGUUCCUCCUGGUUUCACCGUUCUGGACUUCACACAGGAUACACGAGAAAGAGCCUUGAAGAAGAGAUUGUUAUGUAUCCGAUUGAUGAACCAAACACUGACUAAUGACGCCAUCACAGAACUCAUUCUGAUGUCCAAGGGGACGCGGAAGCCUCCUAAUGGCUACACAUUUGUUGGAGAGUUAAACCACUUGUCCAUGUGCUUCAAGAUGGGGAAGGUGACAAAGACGGAGGGGAAUCUCUCCGGCCAGCUCCCCUACCCAAUGCCACACGCUAGAGGAGGGUCAGGGACCAUCAGUGUAACCGCGCUGGGGUCGUCACUGCCAUACGAGAUGAAUCCAGGUGGACAGCCGGCCGUGAACGGACACAAGCAUGGCACUCUCACCACUCAGCUCUCCCUCACUCACAUCAACCCCUUGAAUGGAGUGCCCUGGCAACUCAACUCCCGGUUGAAGACAAAUGAUAUAACUAUUCCGGUGAUCAAAUACAAGUCUAUGAUGGAUGUUGAAACUGAGUACCAGUAUGAUUUCCUGGUGGAGCGGACGGCAAUGCAAGCGGCUGAAGGCAGCUGAAACCAGUACAAACUGGCAUGAGCUCGAAGCAACCAAUUUAAGUUCUACAUAUUUACACGUUCUUUCUUCCCUCUAUGCUUGGCCCUCCAAUACAUUGUUCAGCAUGUUUUUGCUGUAACUGUGGUGACAUUGAAUCAAUGCUCAUCUGUUUGAGAGAAUAGAUUCUUUCUUGAAGUGGGUUAUUUGUCAGCCAAAUUUGUGUUGGAUUUCUAGUGAAAUGUCUGGUCAAAGAAAAACCAUGUAAAAACCAAAA